Messenger RNA from Mugil cephalus (flathead mullet), 7296 nucleotides. It is a transcript of the gene dgkh, whose product is annotated as diacylglycerol kinase, eta. Gene Ontology annotation, molecular function: protein binding; ATP-dependent diacylglycerol kinase activity. Lineage: Eukaryota; Metazoa; Chordata; Actinopteri; Mugiliformes; Mugilidae. The coding region runs from base 209 to 4243 and encodes 1344 amino acids. The record is from RefSeq and is a predicted model, not a curated record. Gene Ontology annotation, biological process: lipid phosphorylation; diacylglycerol metabolic process; intracellular signal transduction. The transcript has 30 exons.
UUUGUGUGAAGUCAGCCGCUAGGGUCUGCCAUGCCACGGCCACUCCGCCGGUCUCCAGCCUCAGUCUGGACUGGGCGCUCAGGCUGGAGCCAUAACCAGCAGCGGAGGCAAGCGGGGGCUGGGGAGGUUUUUCUUUUUCUUUUUUUUUUUUCUUUUAAUACACGCCGUGGAGCCCAUCCCCACUGUGCCGCGACAUGCUACAUCCCCUAUGCGUUCACCAGCCCACACACACUCCAGAAAACGCAGCCGCCUUUUAUCGCAGAGGCAGCGAGAGAUGACGGCGAGGAGAGACGCGUCGCGGCCGCUGAGCGGCUCUCGCCUCCGGGAGGAAGGGAAGGGAGCAACGGAGCGAGCGAAGUCUAACCCCGACUGGUUUUAUCCCUCCCCCCGACAGGAGCCGGAGAAAGGGCCGGCGUCCGCGGCGGGGAUCCAUGCCCAUGUGGUGGGGGCUGCCGUCGCCGGCUCCGGGGCUGCUGCCGCGGACGAGUCCUCCGACAGCGAAGCGGAGCAGGAAGGCCCCCAGAAACUCAUCCGGAAAGUGUCCACCUCAGGGCAGAUCAGGAGCAAGACGAGCAUAAAGGAGGGAUUGUUGCUGAAGCAGACCAGCUCGUUCCAGAGGUGGAAAAAGCGCUACUUCAAGCUGAGAGGCCGAACUCUCUACUACGCCAAAGAUGCCAAGUCUGGCAGCGCCUUGGCACGCUGGCAGGAGCGUGCGCUGCGCAGAGUGUCCCGGAGUCGCGUGUGCUGGCGGGUUCUGUCCGUGUGCUGGGCAGACGCGCGACGCUCCCCCCCACCUCUUGGUGCCAGUGGAUCUGAGGAAGGCCUAGUGAGAAUUCGGUCCCUUAUCUUUGAUGAGGUGGAUCUGUCGGACGCCAGUGUUGCAGAGUCCAGCACAAAGAAUGUCAACAAUAGCUUCACGGUGAUCACUCCGUUCCGCAGGCUCAUCCUUUGCGCAGAAAACAGGAAAGAGAUGGAGGACUGGAUUAGUUCGCUGAAGUCCGUCCAGUCCAGGGAACACUACGAGACGGCACAGUUUAAUGUGGAACAUUUCUCAGGGAUGCACAACUGGUACGCCUGCUCCCACGCACGGCCCACCUUCUGCAAUGUCUGUAAAGACAGCCUGUCCGGCGUCACGUCUCACGGCCUCUCCUGCGAAGUGUGCAAAUUCAAGGCCCACAAACGCUGCGCGGUCAGAGCCACUAACAACUGCAAAUGGACGACCCUGGCCUCCAUAGGGAAGGACAUCAUUGAGGAUGAGGAUGGGAUUGCCAUGCCUCACCAGUGGCUGGAGGGAAACCUGCCCGUCAGUGCCAAGUGUGCCGUGUGUGAUAAGACAUGUGGCAGCGUGCUGAGACUGCAGGACUGGCGCUGUCUCUGGUGCAAAGCCAUGGUGCACACGGCCUGCAUGGACCUAUACCCUCGUAAGUGUCCUCUCGGUCAGUGCAAAGUCUCCAUCAUUCCCCCGACGGCGCUCAACAGCAUUGACUCAGACGGCUUCUGGAAGGCCACCUGUCCCCCGUCGUGCGCCAGCCCCCUUCUAGUCUUCGUGAACUCCAAAAGCGGCGACAACCAGGGAGUGAAGUUCCUGCGGCGGUUCAAGCAGCUCCUCAACCCGGCCCAAGUCUUCGAUCUGGUUAACGGAGGGCCGCACCUUGGUCUGCGGCUGUUUCAGAAGUUUGACAACUUUCGGAUUUUGGUGUGUGGAGGUGAUGGCAGCGUGGGAUGGGUGCUGUCAGAGAUUGACAAGCUGAGUCUGCACAAGCAGUGCCAGCUGGGGGUGUUGCCCUUGGGUACGGGCAACGAUCUGGCGCGAGUGCUGGGCUGGGGCCCAUCCUGUGACGACGACACCCAGCUGCCUCAGAUCCUGGAGAAGCUGGAGAGGGCCAGCACCAAGAUGCUGGACCGCUGGAGCAUCAUGACCUACGAGAUCAAGAUCCCGCCCAAACACAGCUGCCCCACCACGCCUGAGGGAGCCGACGACUGCCAGUUUCACAUUUCAGCCUACGAAGACUCAGUAGCUGCACACCUCACAAAGAUCCUCAACUCAGAGCAGCACUCUGUGGUCAUCUCCUCCGCCAAGAUCCUGUGUGAAACAGUGAAGGAUUUUGUUGCCAAAGUGGGGAAAGCAUAUGAAAAGAGUGCAGAGAAUGCAGACGAGUGCGACACCAUGUCACUGAAGUGUGCCAUCCUGAACGAAAAGCUGGACUCCCUCCUCCAGACCCUGAACGCCGAGUGCCAAGCCCUGCCGCCGCUUCCGCACUCCACUCCUCCCAUCGUGGAGGAGGAGCAGGAGGAGGAAGAGGAGGAAGAGGAAGAUGAGGAGGAAGAGGCCAGCGAGGAGAGUCUGACGGAGCCGAAGGAGAAGCUGGAGGAGGAGGAGACGGAGAAAGGAGGUGGAGGGGGAUCCCAACACCUGCUGUUCAAAAGCAGGGAGCAGCUGAUGCUUAGGGCCAACAGUCUGAAGAAGGCUAUCAGACAGAUCAUAGAGCAGGCUGAGAGAGUGGUCGACGAGCAGAACGCUAACACGGAUGACACCGAGCUUCCGUCACCUCUGGAGUUCAGGAAGGACAGCGAGGAUGAGAACAGGGACAGCGAGAAGGACGAGGACACCAAGGAACUGGAGGCGGUGUCGUCUGCUAAGAGUCCUUGUUCCCCGACGGAGAGGAAGGUGAGUCGCAGCACUCAGUCCUACAGCUCCUUCACCAUCACCCCCUUCACCACCAGCAAGGAGAACCUCCCCGUCCUCAACACGCGCAUCAUCUGCCCUGGCCUGCGGGCAGGUCUGGCUGCCUCCAUCGCCGGGAGCUCCAUUAUCAGCAAGAUGCUGCUGGCUAACAUCGACCCGUUCGGCGCCACCCCCUUCAUCGACCCCGAUCUCGACUCACUAGAGGGCUACAUGGAGAAGUGUGUCAUGAACAACUACUUCGGCAUCGGCCUGGACGCCAAGAUCUCCCUGGAGUUCAACAACAAGCGAGAAGAGCAUCCGGAGAAGUGCAGGAGUCGUACCAAGAACAUGAUGUGGUAUGGUGUUUUGGGCACAAAGGAGCUUCUGCAGAGAACCUACAAGAACCUGGAGCAGAAGGUCCAGCUGGAGUGUGACGGUCAGUACAUCCCCCUGCCAAGCCUUCAGGGGAUCGCUGUGUUAAACAUUCCCAGCUACGCCGGAGGGACCAACUUCUGGGGUGGCACCAAGGAGGAUGACAUCUUCUGUGCUCCAUCGUUUGACGAUAAGAUCCUGGAGGUCGUGGCUGUGUUUGGCAGCAUGCAGAUGGCCGUGUCCAGAGUCAUCAAGCUGCAACACCACCGCAUAGCUCAGUGUCGGACGGUGAAGAUUACAAUCCUGGGCGAUGAAGGCGUUCCCAUUCAGGUGGACGGAGAGGCUUGGAUCCAGCCGCCGGGAGUAAUCAAGAUCCAGCAUAAGAACAGGGCACAGAUGCUCACCAGAGACCGGGCCUUUGAGAACACGUUGAAGUCAUGGGAGGACAAGCUGAAGUACGAUAAGCCUCCUCUGCGGCCUCACCUCUACCCUCAACAGUCUGUCGACCUGGCCACGGAGGAGGAGGCUGCCCUGGUGCAGAUGUGUGCCCGAGCUGCAGAGGAGCUCAUUACAAGGAUAUGUGAGGCGGCAAAGACCAACGGGCUUCUAGAGCAGGAGCUGGCUCACGCUGUGAACGCCGCAUCCCAUGCCAUCAACAAAACGCACCCUAAGUUCCCAGAGAGCCUGACCAGGAACACGGCCAUUGAGGUUGCCAGCACUGUCAAGGCGCUCUACAAUGAGACUGAGUCUCUGCUACUGGGCCGAGUCUCUCUGCAGCUGGAUCCGCCGGAGGAGGAGCAGCUUUCCAGUGCUCUGCAGAGUGUGGAGUUGGAGCUGGCCAAACUGGGAGAGAUCCCCUGGCUCUACCACAUACUGCAGCCCAACGAUGAGGAGGUUGACUGUGCUUAUGUACCAGGACCACUCUCUGGGUUACGGCAAGAGGAACAGUCGCAGCAGCAUGUUCCGCAUAGUGCCCAAGUUCAAGAAGGAGAAGGCCGCCAAGAAGACGAGCCCUCAGUCAGUGGAGAGAUGGGGCACAGAGGAGGUGGGCAUCUGGCUGGAACAGCUGAGUCUGGGGGAGUACAGAGACACCUUCACGCGACACGACAUCCGAGGCUCGGAGCUGCUUCACCUGGAGAGGAGGGACCUGAAGGAUCUGGGGAUAUCGAAAGUGGGUCAUAUGAAGAGAAUUCUCCAGGGAACUAAGGACCUGGCCAAGGCCUCCAUGGUUGACCUCUAACAAAAGCGCCGGAAACUGGGGAGACAAAGCAUUCCUCUUCCAUCAGUGGAAUCGUUUGGGAGCACCGGCCCGGCAGUGAAGAGGAGGUCGAAAAUUGAUGGAGAAGAGCUGGACGUUUGCCUCUCUUCUCUUCUGAGGAAGGAACUCUGUGAUGUUGUGAACAAGAUACAUUAACAUGUUUGUUCGUGCCAAGAAAAGCAGCAGUGGAGAAAGCUGACGGAAGCUCAAAAAGGAAGUCACGGAUUUAAAACAACAAAACAAAAGAAAUAAGCAUUUUCUAAGUUAACAACCACUCAUAGCGCAUCGUCAGGUAUGCAACUAACCACAGUGCUGACAAACCAGUAGCAGAACCAUGACUUCCAUGAGCAUGGGCUUCAGUUUCAGCUCAGCCACCUCACGUCGCUGAGCUGCAGGUGCAUUAGAGCAACCUCCAGGGGGCGGUGUAGCGUGAAAGCAGCGGGAUACUGUUGCAUGCUGUGCUUGCUCAACUUUCAAUAUGUUUAACUGCAUGAUUAGUGUCUUUAUUCUUUCUCCUUGCUUUUGGUUUUCUCCUGCGUGCGCGCAAAAAUAACACUUGAACAAGUUUUACAUGACCUAAGUAUUACGAUGCCAUUUGUUACUACUGAACGCAUCCUCUUUUGUUUUUUUCCCUCUGCUAGCUUGUUUGCAUGAUAAUGACGUGUCAAAGGUUUCCGUCAAAGUGCCAUAUUAUCAGUCGUUUAGCGUUAAAAAACGUAGACGCCAUAAGAUGUUUUGAUAAAAGCAGAGGUGUGAAUAUGUGGAAUCAGUAUCCGUGAAUUGACGAGUUCUCUGUGGAUGUGAACGUCAGUACCAAAGUGAAUGUCGAAUGAAUUUAUUUAAUAGACCGGUAGGACUUAGGUCUCCAUUUAAGGUGGGAAGAAGCUUAAACUCUGUCAGAUGCCAACCACGUACACACUAGGGUCGUUUUUUUUUUCUUUUUUUUUCUGUUUUUGUUGUUUUGUUUUAGUUUUUUAAAGAAUACUUUAAAGGCACUUUUUAACUUCUUGCUUAAUGCAAAAGCAAAUCCUCAUAUCAUGAUGUAGAAUUAACAGUUCACCUCAACUUUUUAAUCGAUUAACGGCAGUAUUUAACACUAAUAGGAGUUAGGUAUCAGUUUGUAAUAGAGCAGUUGAUCUGCAGCCUGCAUAGCUUCGUCCAAGUGCAGCUUCUUUUCUUCAAUUCAAACUACGAGUGAGGUAGAACUUUUACUGGCUAGUUUCUUCUAAGAAUGGUGGCAUUACAGGGUAUAUUUCAAUAUGUGAUGCUAAGUUUGUGUAUGUAUAUGUAUAUAUGUGUGUAUGUAUAUAUGAAUAUAUAUAUAUAUGCACUGUAUAUACAAUAUACCAGUGUAUGCAAACAAUGUUUUGUAAUGUGUUGUAGUCUAAUGCGUUUGUAGACUGCUGACAUGGCAUGCAUUGUCAACAGCUCACACAGUUGAUUGUGUGCAUUACACCUUAACAAGUGUGCAUUUUUUUCUGAUCUCUUGUACAUGAUGAUGAUGCUGUCGUAUUCUAAUGAUGGUGCAAUAUCUGAUCCCUUGUUUUGAUACCGUCUCUUUUCUGGGCGUAAAAAAAAGAGAAAAAAAAGAAAAAAUUAACAAAAACCUUGAAAGAGUUUUUUUGUUCUUUUUAUAUACUUGUGGUUUGAGGAUUUUAAAAGUUAAAAGAUGAGUAGACAGAUUUGCUUUUUUUUUCUUAAUGACUCCAGGUUUCUUCCAGUUGUUUGCUAGUUUGUAGUUUUUUGCUCCUCUGUGCUUCCAAGAUGAUUCACUGCAGUGGGACUGUGUUUGUGGGCCGGCAGGUGGGUGGGGGGAUGGCAGACUUGACUGUUUUGGCUAUUUGUGCACGUGCAGGUGCAUCAGAGUUAAGAAUUAGUUUAAGAGGACUUUUUUGAUAAAUCAUGCUGCACAAGCUACCAUUAAACUAACCUAAGAAGUAGCAGAGUGUGUGAUCCAGAGUCUGGGGUGGUACAGUCAUUUAGUAUCCCUUAAAUCCCACAAGAGGGCGAUACAUCCUAUCUCACAGCUCCACAUUCCCAGAGCCUCAUGCUCAAUGGCAUCAUCAACAUCCAGUUGGUUACACUGACAAUCAGUUCAGUAAUAUUGAUUUAUGGAUUGAUUCUGUCCCUUUUUCUUUAACCUCCACCUCUGCCUGAUGGUUUAGUCUCAUGCCUUUUACUCAUUAAACAGACUACCUGUCUUAGUGUUAACUAUUUAAUGACAGCUGGCCUUUUUUUUGACUUGCAGCCUUUCUGUUGCUUUGUGCUUUAAACGGAGCAGCGUAGUGGAACUGUUCUGCUUUAAUAUCCACCACACGUGUCCGUGUUGAACUUUUUGCGUGUCUGCCGAGGGUUUUCAGGGGGUUCUGUAAACAAUGAGCGUGUUUGGCUUCAGGCCUUUCCAUUCGAGGCGGAAGCUGCCACCUUCCUCUCCUGGCUAUGUUUCCCAGUGGUCUGUAAAUAAUGCUGCAAAACUGCCUGGUUUUCAAAAAACCAACAGAAACCCACUCGAGGAUCUGUUAAAAAAAAGGACACAUUAACACGUUGUCUUUGACACGGUUCCCGAUGUGACGGGAGAAAAUAGUCAGUUUCGUUUGUUUACAUUAUGUUUACAAUGGCACACUUUUAAUUUGUAAGGAUAUAUCUGUAGGUAUAGACAAUAUUUGCAUAUUUAUUGCCCAAGGUUAAAAAUGAUAUGAUGUGUAUUGUGUUUUCACAUUUGGAAUAUAAUGUUACAGCUGUCACCUGUAUUACUAUCUGGAUGAUUUUGGUAAAGUAGUUGAUCAUUUUUAUGACUACUAAGUGACUGUUUUCUGUGCCUUUUUAUGGUUAGAAUGCAUGGUUAACUAUUUAUUACAAUUUGGAGUCACUGAGAUGUGUAUUUUUGUAUUCUGAAUAAAAUGAAUGGUUCAGCUUUUGUUGUACAUUUUUAAGGUGCCUUAAAGCAGGCUACCUGUUCAUAUCUCUCUUCUUCAAUAAAACCAAAUACAUAUGCAGCGUG